ACAGGAAGUGUUCAUUCAGUCGCACUCACAAGUUUGUUCUACCAAUUCUAAACUAGUCACCAAACAUGAAGGAAGAUGACGAUAUUUUGGUUGUUUAUCCUGUCAUUGUGUACAUCGUUAACCGUCAUUCAUUGUUCUAGUUAUUGCUAUUACUACUACAGUUCCUAUGCUGGAUUAACGUAUUAUUACUGUUUUUACUACUACUACUACUAUUAUUAUUACAGCAGUUACUCUUCGGUGGGAACCAUUAUUGGUGCGAUCAUUGGCGGAAUUGUAGGUUUUAUAAUAUUAUUAACCAUUGUGGUCAUUGUAUGUGUGAAAGUCUGCAAGACAACUAACCAUGGACGAGUGAUUGUCCAGCCCUCACAACCAACGGUUUCCUUCGUCCAUUCAACUAAUAACGCCUAUGGCUCAGGACCCAGUGGUUACCAUCCAGCGCCUAACCCCUACCUACCCCCUCCUUACCAGGCACCGCCCCCAUCGGGGCCUCCGGCACCACCGGAGUAUAACUUCGUCUACCCUCCUAACAAUCAAGGGCCUCAAGGAACAGCAUACGCUGGGCAAUCUGCCUAAAAUUACUCAUGGAGUAAAGUGAAGGAAAUAAAGAAAAAUCAGUUCAAAUUUAAAUGCAAUACACAGAUUAAUGUCACUUUAUUAACGUUGAAAGGAUUAAUACAUGCAAAAAGAUGUUCGGUAUUAGGUGAUUCAAAGAACUUUAUUCACAUUUUAAAAAAUACCCGUUUAGACAAUUUAUUGACAUUGGGAAAGCAGUGACUGAAUUUUACGUAAUUGCUGAGCAUUAAAUGCAAAAUGAAUUAGGAUUUAUAUACACAAACAGGUGCUUUGUUGUAAAGAAAAUUUGUUUGUUAGGGAUCUUUUAACACAUAUAUUGUGUGAUAUGUGGAUAUAUAUG
Messenger RNA from Saccostrea cuccullata (small rock oyster), 913 nucleotides. RefSeq names its product cysteine and tyrosine-rich protein 1-like. Bases 76 to 573 code for a protein of 165 amino acids. The record is from RefSeq and is a predicted model, not a curated record. The transcript has 4 exons. NCBI's taxonomy places the organism in Eukaryota, Metazoa, Mollusca, Bivalvia, Ostreida, Ostreidae.